CGACUCGACAGUCACUGCACGGCCCACACCUCGUCCGACUCGAGUUUCCGAGCCAGCAUGGACAGAGCUGUGGUGGCGGUGAAGGGAGAGACAUCCUACAAAAAGAUAAACAAUCGAGAAAGGUCAGACACCGUCGUUUAGUUUCGACAGCUCACUCCUCCAGCUCCAGGCUACAUCAACUCUGCUCCCGCAACACUUCACAGCUGGAACCCUCCACGCGCCCAUCACACGCAGCUGUAUCCACUAAGCUCAUUUCCCGUCUGAACCUUCCGCGAGUACUACCUAGUGUUUACGAAAAAGCAUGGCAACGGCCACAGCGAGUCCGUGGGGCGACGAGUCCGCAGCCCCCACUUCAACAAGUUCGCGCUGCGCGGAUCAGGCGGCGUCGAGGGCGCCGCCAUGGGCAAGGACGAGUGGCGCAAGCAGCUGCCCGCGCUCGUAAAUGCCGCCGAUCCGCGCUUCCCCGACAGCGCGGUAGAUCUUUCCGACAUCUGUGGCGAUUCCGACUCCGACAGCGUGGCGAACCUCUCCGACAUCUGCGGAUUCAACGACCUCAACUCGCCGCGCUCCGCCCUCUCCUCCCUCGAAGCGGUCUCGGCAGCGCGCCGAGCUCCCAGCCCAACUCGGCGAACAACUCGGGGGCGCUGUCUAUAAUCUCCGAUGCCCCGUCCAACGCGUCGUCCGGUUCGAACAGCCGCCCGUCGACCGGCCGCGUGUCGCUCGCGCAGCAGCUGCUGCAGCAGCAGAUGGGCGGCAACGCGCGGUUCACGUCCGCUAAUUCCGGGAGCAAGGGCACCACCGUGGCGUCCGUAACGGGAAUAAGCGACUAUGGCAACUACAGCGGGUCGCCCGUGACGCCGCUCAUGCCGGGCUUCAGCUGCGCGUCGUCGGAGGCAUCGGGUAACCAGUCGCCGAUGAAUCGCGCGUGGCGACAAUCGAGCGACCCUCGUGCGGUGUCGCAUCAGUCGGCGACGAUGAGGGAAUCAUCGCUUCGUGAGAAGCUCCUGCGAGCCAGCAGCGCGGCUGCCUCAGAAACCUCCUCGCAGAGCUCAUGGCACGAGCACCAAUCGCAAGCCGCGUCCGCCUAUUCCAUCUCCGAGUGUACCGCCGCGAACGACGCCUACUAUUGCGAGCCGGGUGAGAACGAGCAAGGCGAGCUCGACUUUUCCGACAUUAAGUCUGUCUGCCUCAACUUCGACGAGGCGCAGCAGCAAUCCGAAGAAUGGAAUUCCAGCGCGCGCGCCUCGAGACCGUCGACAUCGUCCCCCUCGCGUCGGGCUCGAGAAAUAGAUUUAUGUUGGGGGCAGGAGCCAAUCUGCCCGAACACGUUCUCUUCGCGCUUACGUUCUCCGAUUCCCCCGCCCUUCACCUCCCCGGCGACGAAUCCAUCCAAAAGCUUUUCCCGAAUCACAUGCAGCAGCGCGCGGCGCAGGACAAGCCGCAAGGCCCCCCGAAAGGCGCCGGGUUCGGCGGUUACGGAGCCACGAAACGGACGGAGAUAUUUCCCAGCUACCUAAGAAGCAACGCAGGUAGCUCCGCCGCGGCGUGCGGCAUACCCAGCUACGGCAGCUAUGCGUGAGCGAGAGCACGCUCGGAGGGCCUGGCUGGUAUGCACUAGGGAACGACGACGCUAGCUGGGCGGUCCGCCCGGGGGACCAUGAUGGUCGGUCGCUCUCCUCUGCCCGGGCUCGCCGCGAUGAUGAGAAAUUCGGCUCGGAUACGAGUUUUUUCAUCCAGAGUCCAUUAGUGGAGUGUCCGCGCCUUGGGAGACUAUCGAGGCCCUCGCAGCGACGCAGGCAUAGUGGAAAAGGGGCCAUGGAUGAAGGCGCCGCUAACACCGUGAUCCCAGCCAACAGCAGAAUCUGACUGACCGGAACAUGCGCAGGGACGCGCCGGAGGGGAGAGUCGGGGUUUUGCGGGGUUGCAUGCCGCGACCGCGUGGGUGGAAAUUGGAAUGCUCUCACUUGAGCCGUUUCUGUGUAUAGUAUAUUGUUUGUAGAUCUUUCUAUGUAAAAAUAUGCUAUAUGGUACAGUGAAUAAUAAUUACACAUCAAUACUUUUACUA
Molecule: messenger RNA, 2065 nt
Organism: Closterium sp. NIES-67
Lineage: Eukaryota; Viridiplantae; Streptophyta; Zygnematophyceae; Desmidiales; Closteriaceae
Source: the annotation of a GenBank genome assembly